Molecule: messenger RNA, 7261 nt
Organism: Sebastes umbrosus (honeycomb rockfish)
Lineage: Eukaryota; Metazoa; Chordata; Actinopteri; Perciformes; Sebastidae
Gene: grb10b
Product: growth factor receptor-bound protein 10b
Exons: 17
Coding region: 316-2181 (621 amino acids)
Biological process (GO): insulin receptor signaling pathway; negative regulation of insulin receptor signaling pathway; negative regulation of Wnt signaling pathway
Molecular function (GO): insulin receptor binding
Source: RefSeq, a predicted model, not a curated record
GCAUGUGUGUGUGUGUAUCCUCCCCGGCCGCAUGAGAUGAGCUGCCUGCAGUCUUUGCGGCCACUGUUUUCGCCUCCUCCUCCUCCUCCUCCUCCUCCUCCUGUCUCUAUCUGUCCAGUCCGGGUAUGUUGACCACAGUGUUCUGAUCCAACGCCGCCGAGAGUCUCUUCAUCUCCGGGUCCGUCUCUGAGGCUCGUAGCCUCCUCUUCCUCCACUGAUCUGAUCUGAUCUGGCUGUAAGGUUCUGCUCUGUCCAUCUCGUGUCCAAACUGAUCCGACCAAGCACAUUGUGCGAGAGAGCUGAGAGGCGCAAAACAUGGCUGUGGCCGGAUGUCCAGAUUAUUUCCUGCAUCAUCCAAAUUAUCAGCAGGACAAUAUAGACCGGUCCUCCAAUCACAGACAAGCUGACCUCAUUGGUCCGAGCUUCCAGCAAUCAGCCAAUCGGAGUUCUCCGAACCAUCAAGAGGAUGACGUCGAUCUAGAGGCCCUGGUGAAUGAUAUGAACUCUUCGCUGGAGAGCCUGUACUCCACCUGCAGUGGUCAGCAGACAGAGUCCACCCCACUACUGCACAAUGGACAGACCUCUUCCUCACAUCAACACCACCACCACCACCAUCACAUGCAACACAACCAGCCUCGGCAGGGUCAGCACUCACACGCGCUUAGCCACGUCUCCCCGGAGCCGCCCUCCGCGGACUCGCCCCAAACCGGCCUCCGACGGUCACAACCCAUGCACAUUCUCGCUGUCAGGAGGUUGCAGGAGGAGGAGCAGCAGCUGAGGACAUCGUCUCUCCCGGCCAUCCCCAACCCCUUCCCCGAGCUCUGCAGUCCAGCCAGCUCCCCUGUCCUCAGUCCUGGGUCUCUACCUCCUGGAGAACCCUCCGCUGACAUAUAUAUUGUGAAGAUCUUCAGUGAAGACGGCAUGGGGAAAGUGGUAGAGAUCCCGGCCGACAUGACAGCCAGGGACCUGUGCCAGCUCCUGGUUUAUAAAAGCCAUUGUGUGGACGACAACAGUUGGGCACUUGUUGAGCACCACCCGCUGCUAGGGCUAGAGCGCUGUCUAGAAGACCACGAGCUGGUGGUUCAGGUCCAGGCCUCUAUGAACAGCGACUGCAGAUUCCUCUUCAGGAAGAACUAUGCCAAAUAUGAAUUCUUCAGAAACCCUCUGACAUUUUUCCCAGAGCAAAUGGUUGCAUGGUGCCAGGAAACCAGCCGUACAAUUCCACCAUCUCAGCUCCUUCAGAACUUCCUAGCAACCAGUAGCUGUCCAGAGAUCCAGGGGUUUCUGUAUGUGAAGGAGGUGGGGAGGAAGUCGUGGAAGAAAGUUUACGUGUUCCUGCGGCGCUCGGGACUCUACUGCUCUACAAAAGGAACCUCAAAGGAGCCCAGACAUCUACAGUUUCUAGCAGACCUCGAAGACAGCAACAUCUUCACUGUCAUCACAGGCAAAAAGCAGCACGGUGCGCCCACGGACUACGAGUUCUGUAUCAAGCCCAAUAAAUGUCGAGGGGAGUUGAAGGAGUUGAGGAUACUGUGUGCGGAGGAUGAGCAGGGCAGGACCUGUUGGUUGACUGCGUUCCGGCUCUUUAAGUAUGGGAUUAUGUUGUACCAGAAUUAUAAGAUUCCCCAACAAAGAAAAACCUUACUGUCACACUUCUCAGCACCUGUGCGGAGUGUAUCGGAGAACUCCCUUGUGGCGAUGGAUUUCUCAGGGAGGAUAGGCAGGGUCAUUGACAACCCCGUAGAAGCUCAGAGCGCCGCCAUGGAGGAGGGACACGCGUGGAGGAAGAGGAGUCAACGAAUGAACACAUUAGGCUCCCACAGUCCACUACACCACUCCUCGCUAAGCUCAGUCAUCCACAUAGCCCAGUUGUGGUUCCACGGCAGGAUAACCAGAGAAGAAUCCCAUCGCAUUAUCCACCAGCUGGGACAAGUCGAUGGGUUGUUUCUGCUGAGAGUCAGUCAGAGUAACCCCAAGGCGUUUGUGCUCACAUUGUGCCAUCACCAGAAAAUCAAACAUUUCCAGAUACUACCGUGUGAAGAGGACGGCCAAGUCUUCUUCAGCCUUGACGACGGCGCCACCAAAUUCACCGACCUGAUUCAGCUGGUGGAGUUCUACCAGCUCAACAGAGGAGUGCUGCCUUCUAAACUCAAACACCCGUGCACCGUCGUGGCCUUAUGACAUCUUCGGAUCAUCUGACCCCCCCAUGAACCCCUAUCACUUGACCUGACUCUGCCUAAAACAAACAAAACAACUAUACUGUUGGUUGGUCCUUUUUUUGUUUUUAUCUUUACAAGAAGCUGGUGAAUUGACUGAUGUUUCGUUGUCAUUUUAUACUGUCGCGAGUCCGCCGGAGACUGCUGACUUGUUGGAAUCCUUUUUUUUUGCAUGGAUGUUUGAGGAGUCGGAUGCACAACUUGCUCGCGAGGUGCCUCAAGUCGAGAAGAGAGAAGAUAAAGGAAAUGAACACUGCCGUUUGUGUCAAUGUUGUUGCAGAAUCUUCCACAAUCUUGCUACCCAUAGUCAUCAAUAAGCUUGGACACAUUGUUUUAUGACGCAGCUCAAGAAUAGACUGUGUUUCCUCUUCAACUGGACAAUCAGCAGUGUGGACCGCUCUGCUCUCUGAGAACAAACUGUAGUCUCAUUCAAACGUCCUCAAAACAUAUACUGGAGAUGGAGAGUUGAUUGUCUCUUUUUAGUUUUGCACUCAUGGAACUGGGAGUGGCCUUUGACUGUGCAUGACUUCUCAGCUGUCUUAACUGUGAGAACUGUGAGCCCUCUAGUGUCGUAGGCACGUAAGGACAUGUCAAAAAUUCAACACCGAUGAGAUUUUGGAGGCGCCGUGAAGGAGUGUGAAUCCUUUUUUAACCUUGGAAACAUCAGAAGUUUGUCGAGUCAAACUAGACUGGAGAAACACGGCUAACGGAAAAAUCUGGAUCUGUUGAAACAAAGUAUUUUUUUUUUUUAGUGAUAUGCAUUGUCCUCGCUCACAGAAAUGUAUUUUUUGCUCAUCUCUCACCACACAGGGUUUCUUUUUUUCAAUGAUACAUUCAUUGCAGUUAUGUAUUGUUAUCAAUAGUCUCUUUAAUAAUAUAUUUUUUUAAAAGCCCACCUUUUGCAUUCUGGAUAUUUGCAACUCUUCAUUAUUCACACACGCACACACAUGAAGUCAUUCAGUACUUGUCAUUCUAUUGCAUGCUCCAUUUCCCUAAAGUACGUCUCAUGUCACUCCCGCGAAAAAUGAAUUAAUCAGACCAUGGUGUCAUUCAGGGUGAAAUAACAAGUAAUAAAGCUAGAGGAAGUUUGCAACCAGGUAGACAGUUUUGGUGAAGUUGGAAAGUGAAACCAGGUUUGGGGGGAGUUAGUAAGUGCACCCAGAUGCAGGAGUUCACUGCAGGCAAAGAGGCAUGAUGACACCUGUUGCAAAAAGAUGAAGUGGGACAAUGGAGAGUAUCAAUACUUUGUUUAAUUCUCCUCACCACAGCACGGGGAAGGAUAACCACUAGCAUUUCCUUCGGGUGUUUUUCAAGUGACGGUAAAAUCAAAGGAAACAAAUAAUAUAAUCUUUGUUAAAACUAAAUGUGAUCACCCUAGAGAGAAACAGCAGAUCUUGUGAGGAAACAUCUGUCCUGGUUCUGGACCCUCUUUUCAUACAGAUUUCACAUAUUCAUAUAUCUCCCAAACUACUGUAUCUGUUGGACGUCAGUGAGAUGCCGUCAGACAUAAAUGUGGCUAUAGGAGCAUGGUUUAAGUGUGCAUUACAUUCCAUAUGAUGCUGCCUUUUUCUGCCUGGAAGUACUUGUGAACGAACAGUAUCACAUAUACACUUUAACUGCGUGCUGCGCGCCAACCUCUUCAUCAAUUCAGGCAGACUGUCUACGAAAAGUUAGCUGUUGCUACAGUGUGGGAAAAAACUAUGUAAAGAGAGAAGGGUAUUGAAAAGACAGCUGCCUCUCCCUUUCUUAUUUCUCUAAGCCUGCUGUCUGAUUAAGUGAAAAUACACCAUCAGCGGUGUGGCAGAAAAACUGAAAAUUUUUAGGACUCAGACUUCUGAUUGCAAAAGUACUACAGGGCACACUUUGAUUAUUUGAACCCUUCAUUUUAAUUUACUGAAUUACCUCUGGUACAUGAUUUGUGUUUUUGAUCUAGGAUAAUGAGAGCAUCCGACUGAAAAUAGAGGACGUAAAACUCUUCCUGAGUUAGUUUGAGGGCACUGGAUACGCCUACAUUGUGUCCCAGACAGUCAAAACUAAGUAUUUGAACGGAUUACCCUUUGUGUUUUGGCCAAGUCUGCGAUGGAGCUCCUGUAAUUAACUAUAGUGAAAGGAAGAUUUCGGCACGGUCUCCUGGAGAUUACCUGGAUCAAAUUUAGGGAUACUUUUUUAGCACCUGUUGAUCAUGUCUAGCAGAAUGGAAGUAAAUGGAUAACACAUGAAGGGCAUUCAGGAGGUAAAUGCCCAACGUUAUUGGAAAUAUUUCUGAUGAUAUUCAUAAUCAGAGUCCGUCACUCCCAGUAAUUUCGGUUCAUAAUCACCCUCUUUGAAAUGUCGCACCACAAGCGUCUGUUUUCUUUCUUCUUUUUUUUUUAUUAUUCCAUGACUAUACAUGACAUUUCUAAAAACUCACACUUUAUUUAGUCCAAGCUUUGUUGGCAGCUCUGGUUAGGUCACCACUCAGCAGACAAUUAGAUAUCUAUUUGUAUGUUCCUGUAAUGCAACAUCAACAGCCAUGAUUUAUUUACCUGCAGGUUAUCUUACGGUAUAUUGAACAUCUGAGAUGCAGAAUAGCCGCACCACAUUGACUCUCUGUGCGUGGUCACCAUUAUUUAUCUAAGAUGCAAUGACUCAAUCAUUUUUUUUUAAGUAUUGUUGCAGCAAAAUGUAUUUAUUUAUCUGGAUGUGACUGAUUACUUGAAAAUUUUAGAUUUCUUUUUCUCAGCGCUGUUCUGUUUUCUACUGUCAUUACCAUGAAAUGAUUGAACAGUGUGAUUUAUUAUUAUUAUUAUUAUUAUUAUUAUUAUUAUUAUUAUUGUAAUGACAUAGCAUCUUUUGUUCUUUUUUUGUUUUAUUCAAAAAUAAUUUGGUCAUCUUCAAUACUUGUUAUGAAGUAAUGUUUUAAAGCACACUGGCGUCCGUAGUGUUAACAUUGUCAUUCCAAUAGAUGACAGGUGGAAUGUUACGAAACUGAAAACAAAAUAAUACCUCAGUUUCCCAAAGCAUUAGGCACUAUUAUUUAUUUUUUUUAGAUCUUUAAUUUUCUCAUUUCUCCCAGAUUUAUAAAAAUAUCUCCCGUUAAGAAUCCCAACCCUUUUAUGUUAAAAAAGCCUCAAGUGUUCUCUUCGUCACUCUUUUGCGUUAAGGAAAAAUAGAUAUGAAUAAACCCACAAAUGUUUUGGGAAACUAGGUUAAGUAAGCCUCGACAUUCUCAUAACUCACUGUUUAAAACACCUUGCCUUGGAGAAAGAAUUGUAGAAAUUUAGAUGUAGAAGAAACAGCCCUUUACAUUCAACUUCUAUUAGAUUCGAUGUAAUUGAAGAAAUGCAUAACUGCAAUCCCCCAGCACGCAUACAGACAUAAUAUUUUAUACCCUGAAAACUGCAAUGAGCAGGAAUGUGACAAUUCCAUGUAAGUCAAACCAUACCGGAGCAUUGUUAGAUGGGUGACAGCAGAAUGAAGAAACUCAAUUUAGUAGGUUUUAUCAUUUGCAUGAAUGUGGAUUUUAAUGUGUUGAGAUUCUGUCCCUGCUAUUCGAUAUGUGGAUAUUUGGAGGAAUCUGGAUUAUAACAAUACAUAAAUAAUAUUGUAGUUGCUGAAAGUCAUCUUAAACUAUUGAGACGUCACUGAAAUGUUGAUGCUAGCUGUUUCUAAAUGUUAAUCUAAGUCCCCUGAAAUUCAACUCCCACUCUGCACUCAUCCUCAAACUCCCAAUAUCAUUUCUUUUUUUUUUCUGACUGACGUGAAUGGUAGCAGAUGUCAACAUGUGAGGUAGCCUUUAAGGUGGAGUGGGUAUUUGCAUUGUCAUAUUUACUUACUCCAAAUGCAAAAGGCAGAAAGUAAAUUCAAUUAGUGAACACAUGAAAAAUAAAUCAGGGGAUUUGGAUGUCCAUGUUUUUACACUUAACAGAAAUGAAUGUAACUGGGUUGCUCAGGGUUGACUUGGAGCAUAAACUUGGAGCAUGUUAAAAACUACUGGUCCACCGGCUCUCUUGGAUCUUUAUGUUCAAGAUGAUGAUGGAUUCAUAAAUGUUAGUUUCAGUAAGCUGGGAGUUAUUAUUGACAGACUUUUGUCCAUUAUGUGCACCACCAAUCUGCUAGUUGUGAUUACUUGAAAAAUGGAGUAGAUCCAGUACUAUUUAAAGAGUACGGUUAACAGUGUUGUUCAUUCUAUUUUUUGUUUAUAUAAAAAAAAAAGCCUAAAAUACUUGCCUGGCUACCAGAGCUGAUUUAACCUCAGUCAUCACAUAUUGGCAACAACAGGUGACACAUUUCAUAAAACAUUCUCAAUUUUUGUGCUAUCAAUUCUAGUAAUUUGGAAGAAAUUAUAAUGUAAUCCCAUAAAUUUCAUCAUAUUACUAAUAGACACUCAAACAUGUAAAUAAAAUAGCUGCCAGUGGAGCGCAGCGUCAGUUUUGGUAGCCAGGUAACUUGUAACCACAGAUGGUGCCUCUGAUGACUUCUCUUUCUCUGCACAAACCAGACCGAACACGUGGACCAAAUGACAGACAAAACUACCGUUCAGAGGGAACCGUUUCACUCUCAAACACCUUGCAGUUUUAAUAAGUACUCGAUGAAAACAAUUUUUUUUUUUUUUUUAAACGUCACUCCGAAUGAUUCUGGCGAAAGGUGAUUGCUUGUAUUUUCAGUUUACUUUUGGAGUUGAAAGUGAACUGGCCCCGAUCCUGCAAAGAUGGAUUGAUCGAUUAUCGACAUCUUGACUCAUGCAUUUUCAUAACGUUGUCACAAUGCAAGUUACCAUGGCUGUACAAAUGAGUAAAGUAAAAAAUAUAUCUAUAUAUAUAAAAAUAUAAACUAUUAUGUAUUUCAGGGAAUGCAAAAAAGAAAACAGUAACUUAUCUCUUUUUCUUUUUUUAAAAAAAAGAGAGAGCUCCUGUAUUCAAAAUGUGCUUUGCUUCAAUCUGUAAAUAGUUGAAUGGCUUAUAAAUCUUAAUUGUAACCUUUUCAGGUAUUUUUGUACAAAUAAGGGACUGAUAUAUUCUGUUUAUUGUAAUUAGAAUAAAACAUUAAUACAUUGAUAUAAAAAA